This is a messenger RNA of Salvelinus namaycush (lake trout), 759 nucleotides long. RefSeq names its product mesoderm posterior protein 2-like. Gene Ontology annotation, molecular function: DNA-binding transcription factor activity, RNA polymerase II-specific; protein dimerization activity; RNA polymerase II cis-regulatory region sequence-specific DNA binding. The record is from RefSeq and is a predicted model, not a curated record. The transcript has a single exon. Gene Ontology annotation, biological process: regulation of transcription by RNA polymerase II; heart morphogenesis; mesoderm formation. NCBI's taxonomy places the organism in Eukaryota, Metazoa, Chordata, Actinopteri, Salmoniformes, Salmonidae. Bases 1 to 759 code for a protein of 252 amino acids. Gene Ontology annotation, cellular component: nucleus.
AUGGACACGGCUGCAUUCUCCAAACUCUUGCUUCUUCAGGCUGGAGAUCAUCUGCUGGACGGUGAUGCCUUGCUGGAGCCUGGUUGUCCCACCUUAGACCCUGGUUACUACAGUGCCUGUAGUAGCCUAUCGCCUGCCUCCUCCAUUGACUCCUGCUGCUUCUCUCCCCCUUGUUUCCAGUGGGGAGUUGUUCAGGAGAAGGAGGCUGCGAACCCUUUAAGCUGCAUCAGCCAAGCUGCCAAAAGACAGGGGAAAGAAGAACUCCCAGCUCAGGAGAAGAGACGGUCUAGGUCAAAGUUCCCUGGGAAGAAGCGGGAGAGCGCCAGCGAGAGGGAGAAGCUGAGGAUGAGAGACCUGACCAAAGCCCUCCACCACCUCAGGACCUACCUGCCCCCCUCUGUGGCUCCUCCUGAACAGACUCUGACCAAGAUCGAGACGCUGCGCCUCACCAUCAGCUACAUCUCCCACCUGUCUGCCCAGCUGGGACUCAGCGAGGAUACCCCAUGUCUGAAAAGAAAAAUGUAUUUCACACCAUGCCAGUACUCACAAGAUAUGCCACAAUGCCCCCAGGGCAGCUCCAUGUCUGGACAGGGGUGUCAAGAGAUACUGCAGGGCAACAUCCAGAGCAAUAAUCAAUACUGUCUGCCACUGGCCACAUCAUAUACCAACAACACAGAGCCACACAUGGAAACAGACUACCUAAUGCCAGAUGUCUCCUAUCAGGACAUGUCCAUAUAUCACAACCAAGUUUUCCAGUGA